AAAGUGAUUGUCGUAGGAGCUGGAAUAGCAGGCCCCAUUCUCGCGAUUUUCUUGAAGCUCCGAGGCUAUGAACCCGUUCUGUAUGAGAGACUAGAAGGGGUACAGCAGGCUGGACUGAGCUUGAUGUUGCAGCCGAAUGGCCUUCGGGUACUUUCGCAGAUCCCUGGCUUCGUUCAAACUAUCCCUGGCAAGGCCAUCGAGCGCAUGGUCUUCUGCUCGACCGUUGAAGAGGACCUAGGGGUACUCGGAGAAAGCUAUAUUCCCUCUCGCCUUCCAAGCGCCUAUGGACAUGGAAUGUUUGGUGUUCAGCGAAUUGCCUUCCACCGCGCGAUCGUCGAUGCCGCUGUCGCGCACGGCAUUCAGAUCCACUGGGGACACACGCUUGUAUCUCUUGAGCAGAGCGAAGAUCAUGUGAAGGUGGUAUUCGAGAAUGGGAGUGAUGACACUGGGAGCUUCGUCGUGGGCUGUGAUGGACUGCAUAGCGGUACCCGGAUCGCCUUGUUUGGGAAGGAGAAAGCUGACUUCACUGGUCUUUGUCAGACUGGUGGUCUCUCGCCCACUCCUGAGGUUCUCAAGGCGCACGCAUCCCAUACAAAUUGGUUCGGCAAUGCCGCACACAUGGUCGCCUACCCUAUCUCAGACACGCACACAUCAUGGGCUGUUACGACGCGUGAAGCGGAGUCGAAAGAAACAUGGGGCACGGUGAACAUUCAAACCGCCCAAGACUUCAUGAGGUCUCCCGUCUCUAACUGGGGACAAGGUGCUGGGGAACUAGUGAAGACAACAGAAAGAGUCAUCAAGUACGGCCUAUACGACCGUCCAGAGCUGAGAUCAUGGUUCAAGGGACGAGUUGUGCUCCUCGGGGACGCAGCGCACCCGACAAGCCCACAUCUCGGCCAAGGCGCAAACCAAGCAUUCGAAGAUGUUCAGAAGCUUAUCAGCCUCCUGGACCAACACAAUACCGAGCGAACGUCGCCAACCACCCCCACUCUUGACACGGUCUUCCGGGCCUUCGAAAGCGCGCGCAUCCCUCGUUGUGCCGCUCUCGUCAAAGGCGCCCGUCAGGAAGGUGAAGGACGGGUCGUAGAAGGCGUAGAAGCUUGUUUGAAGAGGAAUUUGGCCGUUCGAGAUGCGACAAAGGACGAUGGAGCUUUGUAUGCA
Messenger RNA from Heterobasidion irregulare TC 32-1, 1161 nucleotides. RefSeq lists its product as uncharacterized. Lineage: Eukaryota; Fungi; Basidiomycota; Agaricomycetes; Russulales; Bondarzewiaceae. Gene Ontology annotation, molecular function: FAD binding; monooxygenase activity. The transcript is spliced from 6 exons. The record is from RefSeq and is a predicted model, not a curated record. The annotation marks the transcript as partial.